Molecule: messenger RNA, 1270 nt
Organism: Physella acuta
Lineage: Eukaryota; Metazoa; Mollusca; Gastropoda; Physidae
Product: putative inactive tRNA-specific adenosine deaminase-like protein 3
Cellular component (GO): nucleus; cytoplasm
Molecular function (GO): tRNA-specific adenosine-34 deaminase activity
Source: RefSeq, a predicted model, not a curated record
GUUUUUGUAAGUUAUGUACCCUUUUCAGUUUAUUGUGCUAAAAUUAAAUUUACAAUACUGAAACAGUAGCCUACUGACUGAAAUGAGUAAAAUGCAACCGGAGCCUGUGUUAGAGGAUGGUUACCUGAAACCUGUUGAAUUAGUUGAUGUGUUUGUAGCCAAUGUAGUGGAUAAAAAGAAAACAUCACAAAUUGUUAAAGAACUGGCAAUGAUUGCACCUUUAACUGAUCUACAGCAUCUUAAAAGGGUUAGAAUAUCUACAGAUAAAGGAGGACCAUUACAGAUAGUGCUUUACAAAAAACCUCCAAUAGAAAUUCAUAAAAAUAAUGUAGAAGCUUCUCCUUAUGUAGACUUACACAAAGUCAUUUCUUGUAUUGAUGGGAUUGGAAAUAUAUAUCUAGUUAAAGUUCCAUCAUCUCCACCAUUAACAAGACACCAAUACAAUGAAGCAAUCAAGUACUGGCCCGUUAACUUUCAUGAGGAUAAACAAAUUUCCAGUUUGUUAUCAGGCAAGUACUUCACAGAUGAAGAGCUGAAAGAUAUAGAAAGAUAUAUGAAGAUGGCUGUGGAACUUGCGUUAAUUGCCAAACGCAGCAAUCAACAACCUAUUGGAGCAGUUAUUGUAGAUCCAGUAAAUAAAAAAGUGAUUGCUGAAGCGUAUGACUUACGUCAGGCUGGGUAUUCUCUUCAGCAUGCAGUAAUGGUAGCUGUAGAUCUAGUAGCACACUCACAGGGAGGUGGUAUGUGGCAAUUUAAAGAUAGAGAAUGUGGUUUAAAAUAUUCACAGCACCACACAUCAGAAAUUAUCAAUGACAAAAAUGGACCAUACUUAUGCACUGGAUAUGAUUUGUUUAUUACUCAAGAGCCAUGUACAAUGUGCAGUAUGGCAUUAGUACAUUCUAGAAUAGGAAGAGUGUUUUAUGGCUCAUCUCACCCUGCAGGAGCUUUAGGAACUCACUAUAAAAUUCACUGUCAGCAAGGUCUGAAUCAUCACUACAAAGUGUUCAAAAAUUGCCUUUCACUAGAAACUGACAAACUGUAUCAAUGCAGUUGAUACUUGCUCAUGUUUUAAAAGUAAAUUAAAGUUUUGGAAUGUCAUAUACUGCUGAUGGACUUUUUAAUAUAUUUAUUAUAUAAUUUAAUGAAUAAUUUGUGCAAAUAAUGAUCCACUAGUAAUAUAUGAAAAAAAUGUAAAUCAUAAUAUAAAAAUGUUUGUUUUAUUGUACUGUGUUUUAAUAGUUUUAUGUAAAUAAAACGAAUUCCUGCUGAU